CCAUGUCUCAGGGUUGUCUUGGAAAAAGACCUGUACUUCACUGCAAGAAGGAAAAGAGAAUGAUGGCAGAAAUGAAGGCAUCACCUCUUAAACAUUUUGUCACAGCGAAGAAGCUCAAUGGGAUAUUUGAACAGCUGGGGGCCUACAUCAAGGAGAGUGCUGCCUUUCUGGAAGAUACUUACCAGAAUGAAGAGUUGAACCCAGUCACCACUGAGGAGCAGGUCCAGGAGGUCCAGGGUUACCUCAUCAAAGUAGCAGGGAUUGGAGAAGUGCUCGCUCGUCGACAAAUGAAGGUGGUCUUCUUUGGAAGGACCAGUAAUGGAAAGAGUUCGGUGAUCAAUGAUAUGUUAUGUGACAAAGUACUGCCGUCUGGGAUCGGUCACACCACCAACUGCUUCCUGAAGGUGGAGGGCACGGAUGGCAGCGAAGCCUUCCUCUUGACUGAAGGCUCAGAGGAUAAGAAGAGCAAACAGACGGUGAACCAGCUGGCCCAAGCGCUCCACCAGGAUGAGGACCUGGAUGCUGGUAGCAUGGUUUGUGUCAUGUGGCCUAAAGCGAAGUGUGCUCUGCUCAGAGAUGAUUUGGUGUUGGUUGACAGCCCAGGCAUUUAUGUCACCACUAAACUGGACAGCUGGAUUGACAACUUUUGCCUUGAUGCUGAUUUCUUUGUUCUGGUGGCAAACUCUGAAUCCACCCUCAUGCAGACGGAGAAGUCCUUUUUCCACAAAGUCAAUGAGCGUCUCUCCAGUCCCAACAUAUUCAUCCUCAACAACCGUUGGGACGCGUCAGCCUCAGAACCUGAGUACAUGGAAGAGGUUCGGAGGCAGCAUAUGGAUCGCUGCACCAACUUUUUGGUCGAUGAGUUGGGCGCGGUCGACCGAGCCCAAGCCAGCGAUCGCAUUUUCUUUGUCUCUGCCAAAGAAGUUCUUCAGGCUCGGCUGCAAAAAUCCCAAGGAAUGCCAGAAUCAGGUGGAGCUCUCGCAGAAGGAUUUCAAGCCAGGAUGUUUGAGUUCCAGAACUUUGAGAGGAGAUUUUGA
This is a messenger RNA of Nematolebias whitei (Rio pearlfish), 1037 nucleotides long. Its product is annotated as mitofusin-2-like. Gene Ontology annotation, biological process: mitochondrial fusion; mitochondrion localization. Gene Ontology annotation, molecular function: GTP binding; GTPase activity. Gene Ontology annotation, cellular component: mitochondrial outer membrane. The transcript has a single exon. The record is from RefSeq and is a predicted model, not a curated record. Bases 3 to 1037 code for a protein of 344 amino acids. NCBI's taxonomy places the organism in Eukaryota, Metazoa, Chordata, Actinopteri, Cyprinodontiformes, Rivulidae.